AUGCCAGGCAGCGGGAGCCGCGAUGCCGAGGACGAGGCCGCGGGCGGCAGGAGCGCGUGGGGGCUGCUCGCGGCCGGCGGCCUCGGCGCCGGCCUGCUGGCCCUGCACGCCGCCGCGGCGCCCUUCGUGCUGCCCGCGCUGCGGCGCGUCUGCCUGCCCUUCGUGCCCGCCACCGCGGCCCAGGUGGAGAACGUGCUGCGGAUGCUGCGCGGCAGGAGGGGCUCCCUCGUUGACAUUGGCAGCGGCGACGGGCGCGUUGUGAUAGCUGCUGCAAAAAGGGGAUUCAAAGCUGUCGGUUAUGAAUUAAAUCCCUGGUUGGUCUGGUACUCCAGAUACCGUGCCUGGAGGGAUGGGGUGCAUCAGAACACCAAAUUUUAUAUUUCAGACUUAUGGAAGGUUUCUUUUUCCCAUUACACAAAUGUUGUUGUUUUCGGGGUACCUCAAAUGAUGCCACUGUUGGAGAAGAAGCUGGAAGAAGAACUUCAGUACAAUGCCAGAGUUAUUGCCUGUCGCUUUCCUUUCCCUUGCUGGGUCCCAGAUCAUACGACUGGAGAAGGAAUAGACACCGUGUGGGCCUAUGAUUUGAAAACUUAGGGAUGUGAAACAGAAUGCUUAGAAAUGACACCAAGGACAGAGUUCUAGGCAUCUUAAUUUGUAUUGAAAUUCUCAGCUGUGAGUUCAUCUCUUAGAAGAUGAGAUUAAGAUAGUUGGUGACUAUGUUCUAUAUAUUCUGGACUUAAAGUAACACUGAACACUGUCUACAAAAACUCUCAGAAGAUUUUAUAGAAGUCAAGAACUUAAGUAUUGAAGAUGGGAUAAUAAAGUUACUUUGGUUAAGUGGAGCAUAAAUGAGUUACCAUGUUCUAUUUGGCCUACUGAAAAUAUAUAUUCUUUCUGGUCCUACUUA
Messenger RNA from Nothoprocta perdicaria, 907 nucleotides. It is a transcript of the gene ATPSCKMT, whose product is annotated as family with sequence similarity 173 member B. The record is from RefSeq and is a predicted model, not a curated record. Gene Ontology annotation, biological process: peptidyl-lysine trimethylation; regulation of mitochondrial ATP synthesis coupled proton transport; positive regulation of proton-transporting ATP synthase activity, rotational mechanism. Gene Ontology annotation, cellular component: mitochondrion. NCBI's taxonomy places the organism in Eukaryota, Metazoa, Chordata, Aves, Tinamiformes, Tinamidae. Gene Ontology annotation, molecular function: protein-lysine N-methyltransferase activity.